Ictalurus punctatus (channel catfish) is the source of this 2260-nucleotide messenger RNA. RefSeq lists its product as uncharacterized. The record is from RefSeq and is a predicted model, not a curated record. Bases 347 to 1555 code for a protein of 402 amino acids. The transcript has 13 exons. NCBI's taxonomy places the organism in Eukaryota, Metazoa, Chordata, Actinopteri, Siluriformes, Ictaluridae.
CAGCUGCGUCACUUCUCAAACUGACAGGAAGAAAGCAUGCACCACAUGGUUCUGCCCUAUGCGUCUGCUUGCUUCUCUUCAGAAUUUGUCUACAUUCGUUUCUGCCGAUUUUUCUUUGUCCAGAGAAAGACUUUGAGGCAAGACCUAUCCCAAAUCUUAUUUAUCCCUAUUUUCCAAGCUGUUUGCCCUCUUUUCCCGUUGGCUGGUUGAGUAGCAGGGCGUGAGACUGGUUGUUGGGGUGUUUGGGGCAUAGAGGCAGAUGGCUCUUGGUGUGUAGUGCAGUGGAAAAGCCACUGUGUGUGGAGGAGAGGAGUGGAAACAAAAGGAAAGAGAGGAUUUGGCAGACAUGGGAUGUUGCAGCGUGACCCCGAUAACCAAAGGAAUCGAUGAUGUGGGUCCAGACGAGAUUGAGCUUCUGGAGAUUAACGGUGCAGGGGUCUGGUCUUUAGGAGAAAGCAAGCUGCAGGUUUCCUUAAAGAAUGAGACAGAUGAACCUCCUAAACGUUCUCCACCUGCUAGGAAUAUUACCAAAGAGGGGACAGAUGAACCUCCUCACCGUUCUCCGCCUACCAAGAAUCUACGAAAUGCUAUGAAAGAGGGCUCAGAUCCAAUCUCUGCAAAAGAGUCUGCUCAGAAAAGGAACUCACAAGUGGUACUGUGGGGCCAGACUAAAGAUGAGCUACACCAAAAGCUGUACACGCAUCCAAUCCGAGACUGGGAGGGACGAGCGGCACACACUUAUGGAGACAUCAUUUACUCUUCUCUAGUGUUUUUACAUAAUGGCUACAUGAGGGCUAUGGCUGAAAGAUAUCUGGUUCUUUUUUCUUUUCAUUUAUUAAUCCUCGCCCUGGACAACUCGGCUCAUGAUUUCAUCUAUGAGGGCAUACUUCCUCUGUCAGCAAUUGACGUGAGAGUGAUUUCUCAGCAUGACCCCUGUGCUCCACACAUGUUUGAGAUCAGUGGGCCCAUGGUGGACUCUAAGAUUUUCAUCUGUGCCAGUGCUGCUGAGCAAAGGAUCUGGAUUGAGAACAUAAAGGACAGGAGAUGCAAAUCCCUCAGACAGCAGCUCAGCCCUUCUCACAGUGCUCUCUCCUACCUGUUGCCAUGUGAUGAGGGCUGGAAGAGGGAGGAGCUGAAGCGGUACCUGCUGAGGUCUCCAAUAUUGCAGUGGGAGGGAUCCCCUAUCCAGCACAUGGGCCAACCUGCCUACAUCUCAUUGGUACACAUUAGCAAUUCACAGAGACAGGGAUCUCAGGAGCGUCUCAUUGUGCUCUUUCCUCUGGACCUCCUUAUCCUGUCUGUUGACAGUCAGCGGCUCAGGGUCAAAUAUGAGGGUCGUCUGCCAAGGAAGAGUAUCAGAGCUUUGGAGAGAUCUGCCCGGCAUGGGAGACUUGAAUUCGAACUUACAGGAGACUUGAUGGAAUCGCUAUUGGUCUCAUGCACUUACCCAGAAGACUACCAGAGUUGGAUUUUCCAAUUACAACAGCCUGAAAAGACACAAGCAUUUCCUAAUCAUACACCUCCACCUCUUAUACCGAAGAAGCGCAGAAGCUGAAGUCAAAAAGCAAAGGCAUGCAACCGUCACUACUCCGGUUCACAGAGGUUAUUCCAGGUCCUGGACUAACAUCUGUCCUACACAUUUAUUGUUUUCACUGCCUUAACCCACCUAAUUCAACUAAUCAUCUAAUUAACUGGGAGUGUUGAAGCAUGUAAACACUAAAAGGUGUAGGACAAGUGGUGUUCCAGGACCAGGGCUGGGAACCUGUGAUCUGCAAUAGUAAAAAAAAUAAAUAAAUUCAUUGCAUGAAAUUGCCUUUAAACAGGACUAUGUUCUUUUGAUCUGAUCUAACAUGUACAGCUUCUGUCCAAUGAAAAUAUUCUAGACUUGCAUGCGGCAACUUGUACAGAUAUGCUUUUCAUCUAAAUGUAAUUAAAAUGUGUAGAUUCAAAUAUGAUGCAUCAUUAGACCAGUGAAUUCUUGCAAAAUGCAUGUAUGUGCCUUUACUGAAUGAAGCCAGAAACCUGCUUGCUUUCUGAACAACUUUGUUUUCUUCUUUAAAAAAAAUCCUUCUCUGAGACACACUUUAUUUUCAUUAGGUGUGCAUUCCUGAGCUGCUGCAGUAGAUCUCUCUUAUCUUAUUAAGCUCAGCUCUUGUUCUGCAGCCAUCACUACUCUGAUUUAGAACAGUCACAAACUCAGGAAAACGAAGUCUGAAGAUCUUGGUAUUGCUGUCACAAUAAAGCUAUUCAGUUUACCUCA